Molecule: messenger RNA, 615 nt
Organism: Trichoderma gamsii
Lineage: Eukaryota; Fungi; Ascomycota; Sordariomycetes; Hypocreales; Hypocreaceae
Product: succinyl-CoA ligase (GDP-forming) subunit alpha, mitochondrial
Exons: 1
Coding region: 1-615 (204 amino acids)
Biological process (GO): tricarboxylic acid cycle
Cellular component (GO): succinate-CoA ligase complex (ADP-forming); mitochondrion
Molecular function (GO): succinate-CoA ligase (GDP-forming) activity; succinate-CoA ligase (ADP-forming) activity
Source: RefSeq, a predicted model, not a curated record
AUGGCGAAACGUUUCCGAAUUUCAGACAUGGUCCGCAUCACCCAGAUGCUCAAGACCCAGUCCAAGACCCGUCUGGUCGGCCCCAACUGCCCCGGCAUCAUCGCCCCCGGCCAGUGCAAGAUCGGCAUCAUGCCCGGCUUCAUCCACAAGCGCGGCCGCAUCGGCAUCGUCUCCCGCUCCGGCACCCUGACCUACGAGGCCGUCAACCAGACCACCCAGGCCGGCCUCGGCCAGUCCCUCGUCGUCGGCAUCGGCGGUGACCCCUUCAGCGGUACCAACUUCAUCGACUGCCUGAAGGUCUUCAUCGAGGACGAGGAGACGGACGGCAUUAUCAUGAUUGGCGAGAUUGGUGGCUCCGCCGAGGAGGACGCCGCCGAGUUCCUCAAGCAGGCCAACACCGUCAACGGCGGCAAGCCCGUCGUCAGCUUCAUCGCCGGCAUCUCCGCUCCCCCCGGCCGCCGAAUGGGCCACGCCGGUGCCAUCGUCUCCGGCGGCAAGGGUGGUGCUGACUCCAAGAUUGCCGCCCUGGAGAACGCCGGCGUCAUUGUGGAGCGCUCGCCCGCUGGUCUGGGCAAGGCCCUCUACAACGAGUUUGUCCGCCGCGACCUGCUGUAA